Komagataella phaffii GS115 is the source of this 1230-nucleotide messenger RNA. Its product is annotated as Self-glucosylating initiator of glycogen synthesis, also glucosylates n-dodecyl-beta-D-maltoside. The coding region runs from base 1 to 1230 and encodes 409 amino acids. NCBI's taxonomy places the organism in Eukaryota, Fungi, Ascomycota, Pichiomycetes, Pichiales, Pichiaceae. The record is from RefSeq and is a predicted model, not a curated record. Gene Ontology annotation, molecular function: glycosyltransferase activity. The transcript has a single exon. Gene Ontology annotation, cellular component: cytoplasm.
AUGACAGAAGCCUACAUAAGCCUUCUAAUAGGAGAUGGAUACUUGCCUGGGGCAUUGUAUUUGGCAAAUCGUAUUCGUCAGUUUGAUAAUGAGAGAGAUUUGGUUAUCUUAGUUAGUGAUAUUAGUAUCAAAGUGCAUCGACUACUUGAACGAUUUUACUCAAAAGUGGUUGUGUUACUUCCUGAUAGCAAGAUUGCAACCAGUCCUUACAAUGCUCCUGAGCUACAUUUGCUGAAUAGACCAGAUCUAGAGAAUGUCCUUAAUAAGAUUCAUAUCUUCCAUCAGACUCAUUACGAGAAGUUGUUGUAUGUGGACUUGGAUGUGUUAAUUUUAAAUGAUUUUAAAGGACUGUUUGACAUAGAAGUUAAGGAAUGGGAGUUGUAUGCUGUGUCAGAUAUAGGCUGGCCUGAUUACUUUAAUUCUGGUCUAAUGUUGUUCAAACCUAGCGCUAAUGUUUUCAGGCAUUUGUUGGCUCUUUUAACUGAAGUUCCUGGUGUUUCCUAUGAUGGAGGGGAUCAAGGGCUGAUUAACUAUGUAUUCCAAAACAAAUGGUUGCGCACUGGUGAUGACACAAAACGGUGUGGUGUAUGGUACAAUCUUAGUUUUGCGUUCAAUAUGACACUUUCCAACAACUAUGAGAGUCUUCCUUCAGUACUGCGAAAUCUCACAGACAUCAAAUUGGUUCAUUUCAUAGGAAUUGUGAAACCAUGGAUGCUUAAACCAUCUUUUGUGAACGACUUUCCAGAUGGCAGUCUUGACAGUUUUGUUGCCCAAUGGUGGGAGCAGUUUAGCUCUUUUGAGAACGGUGAGUUUCUACCUUUGGUUUUUAAGAAUGUUGAAAGCGAACGUAUUGAAGAAGACUCCCAUGAGACGGAAGAAAAGGUGGACGAAGAAGUCUCCAUUUCAGAGCCUCAGGAUGAAACCACUGAUUUCAAGUACCAGUUUGGCCAUCAUUCCUUUGAAGAACCUGCACCGGUAUUAGAUUAUUCAACUGAGGGAGAAGCAUGGAAGCUUAAUGAAGAACAAUUGACUAAUCAGUGGGAUGUUGAUGCACCAGCUGAGCCGCUGCCUGUCCCUGUUGAAGAAGACGAACGCGAAGAGACGAAGGCCGAAGCUGAAUUGGAGGAGCUGCUACCGGAUAUUGUUCAGCCUGAACCUCCAGCACCUCAUGUUUUUCCCUGGGAAGCUUACAAUGAAAAGCCGACACGAGUUUUCCAUGAUUACAGGUAA